Molecule: messenger RNA, 940 nt
Organism: Notodromas monacha
Lineage: Eukaryota; Metazoa; Arthropoda; Ostracoda; Podocopida; Cyprididae
Source: the annotation of a GenBank genome assembly
CGUGACAGUGGGAGCAGACUUGUGGCUCGUGACUCAGUGGGACCCUAGUGUGGCUCAGUCGAGUUUAUUUCAGGACAAUGCCACGAAAUCAGCAAUAUUUUCGGUUUUUAUCGUCAAUUGGAAAGGAUAUGCGAAGUAUAGUCUCGACGUGACUCUGAAGAUGGACAAUCGUGCGAAUGAAGACGUGUUCACUUACACUGAGCUGCCUUCAAACGGCGAUCAGAUGGAGGCGGGGAUUUGGUCACUAGUUCUUACUCACCCCGGAUUGGAUUGCUUGAUUGAAGUCGACGAGUUCGUGAUGUUUCCUGGAGAAGACCUAGAUCUUAGAAGAUCAGAGCAAAACAAUUACAAUGAAGGAAAACCAAGGAACAACUGUGGUGUGCUCGAAAGUAAUUCUGGUGCCCUACAAAAAAGAACAUGUACCCAAGCAAGUACACAUUCUUUAAGCCAUUUCCGGGAAUUUCCGCGAGGAUUUUAUGAUUUAAUACAUUCAAGGUAUCACUGUUGGAUGGAAUCCGAAGAACUGAGGAUAUUGACUGCCUCGGAAAGACUCACUCUUGAGGAGGAGUACUUGAAUCAAGUUUCGUGGAUGGAAGAUCCGAAUAAAUGCACGUUCAUCAUUCUGGAGAAGACGAAGUAUGACGAAUCUUUGGAUGAAAUCGUCUCUAUGAUCGGGGAUGUGAACCUGUUCCUGCAGUUAUCUUCAGAUGAUGAUCCUGAGUCCGGCGAUGGGAAACUUUGUCAACCAGUUGCUGAAAUUGAAAUCAUGAUUGCGGAGGAUGCAGCACGAGGCAAAGGUUUAGGCAAAGAAUCUCUGCUUGCAAUGAUUAUUUUUGGACGUACAAUUCUGGGGAUCAAUCGUUUCACGGCGAAAAUCGGAUUUGAUAACCAUGCGAGCAUAUCUUUGUUCCGGAAUGUCGGAUUUAUUGAGGCAUGUUGA